Racocetra fulgida is the source of this 1140-nucleotide messenger RNA. Lineage: Eukaryota; Fungi; Glomeromycota; Glomeromycetes; Diversisporales; Gigasporaceae. The record is from the annotation of a GenBank genome assembly.
AUGAAAAAAAGUGACAUUAUUGUUAAAAAUGGAAAGUUAAUUUCCGAUGUACUUAUUGGGUUAGAUAAAGAAAUACAGGUGGCAGGUGAUGAACUAGGAGAAUUUCGUCAUCAAGCAGAGAAUUUCUUGUGGUCACUUGCAAAUGAAAUAAAAUCAAUUACUGAAGAAGUUGAAAAGGUUAAACAAUCCGAAGAAAACUGGGUCAACAAAUUUAUUGGAUCAAAUAGCCAAUCAACUUCAAAUAUUCUUGCAAGUUUUAUUCGUGAGCGUCUCAAAGCGAUAGAAAAACAGAUACCUGGUCUUCAAGAGCAACUUAAACAAGUUAUUAACUCAAUUUCUAAAGUCCAACAUGGUGCAAGCAACGCACAUGCAUAUCUUAUUGAUGGCGAACGUGAGGCAGAACAAGCCUUAAAAAACCACUGGUCAGGAGAAGUUAUCGAUUAUUAUUUACGUAAGAGAGCAGAAUCAGAGCUUAAACAGGUGCAAUAUAUUAUAAAAUUGCUACGAGAGAUAGCCCCGAGUCUUAUGAACUUUGAAGAGUUUUUAAAAGAAUACCGUCGUAAGAUUCAAGAUGUUGAUAAAGAAGUUCGAUAUGUUCGGAGUUUUACAAAAAUUGCAACUGCUGAGGAUAUAAAAUAUUUGAAAAAAACAAUCGAUGAUCUUGAAAAACAACAUGAGAAAUUUUCUUCUGCAGAGAAACAAUUGGGAUAUAAGCCAAUUGAUUCUUAUUAUUUUGAUGAUAUAAUUAAUUCUCGAAAUCGUGAUUGUACUGAAUUUCGUGCAAUGAUUGAAAAACCAAAUAAGGCGUAUCUUAAAAAAAUAAGAAUUUGGUCAUCAGACAUAGUGAAUGCCCUUGCAUUCUUUUAUUCUGAUGAUACUUCUGCCAUAUAUGGUACACCAGGCGAUGGUGAUUCUUAUGACUUUGAUUGGCAUAAAGGUGAAAAAAUUAAGCAUAUCUUUAAACGAGUUGGAUCUGUGUUGUAUGCAAUCCAAUUUCAUACCGAUCAAGGUCGGAUUUCUGAUUGGCGUGGUGGUGAGAAAGGGGAUUCAUAUCGCGUUUUGAAUGAAUACGCAUCAGCUAUUGGAAUUCAUGGAAGUUUUUCUCGUCAAAUAUGUAGUAUUGGUAUUAUUACAAGGUGA